Nelumbo nucifera (sacred lotus) is the source of this 1285-nucleotide messenger RNA. The record is from RefSeq and is a predicted model, not a curated record. NCBI's taxonomy places the organism in Eukaryota, Viridiplantae, Streptophyta, Magnoliopsida, Proteales, Nelumbonaceae.
UCAAGGCAAACUCUUGAGUCCCCAACAUGUUUCCUUCUUCCUCCUCAGCUGAUCCUUCACAAUUGAUCCAAAUUGUUCCAAGAUAUGUUCACUCAAGAAGAUUGCUUCUACACAAUUCCCAUUACCAGUCACCGGGCAAGGCGCCGCCGCCGGCUGGCACGGCAAACGUCCUUGACUCAUCAGACUCAUCAGACCCCUACACCACCGGAAGUAGCUUGGAUGCCAAUGUAAUAAUGAUCCUUUCAGUUCUUUUGUGUGCCUUGAUUUGUGCACUGGGGCUAAAUUCCAUCAUUAGGUGUGCAUUGAGGUGGUCAAGCCGAGUCACCUCCAACACAACGAGCCAGAAGUUGGCCAACACAGGAGUCAAGAGGAAAGCCCUCAAGGCUUUCCCCACUCUAACAUACUCAGCUGGGUUAGAGCUACCUGGCUUGGACUCGGCAUGUGCUAUAUGCCUAUCAGAGUUCUGUCCAGGGGAACGAGUCAGGAUCCUACCCAAAUGCAAGCAUGGGUUUCACAUCCGAUGUAUUGAUAAAUGGCUGAGUUCACACUCGUCAUGCCCAACCUGUAGGCACUGCCUGAUUGAAACGUGUCAGAAAAUUGUUGGUUGCAACAGCCAAGUUAGCUCAUCUGAGACGACGAUGACAACGUCGCCGGAACCGGCAUUCGCCGGAGGGAUUGUCCCAUUAGAACGUGAAGAUUUUAUACGUGGUCAUCAGGGUAUUUGUUAGUUGGUGCACUUUCAACAGUAGACCCAUUCCUUGGAAGCUUUGCCUUAGUUUUUUUAAGACCUUCUGAAUUUUGGGGCUACAAGGUGGGGACCCCAGUAUCUUAGUCACCAGAGAAAAAGAGUGUGUACUAGUUGUAACUUGUACAAUCUGAGAAUGUGUGAUUCCUUAUGUCUGCUUCUUUCUUCCUUACUAUAUUACUCUUCAACAAAUGGGGUUGGAGCAGGAAAAGAAUCAACCAAGUAGGCAAAAAGGAAGAAAUAUGGUUUUUUUUUCCUUAUCCAAUGAAGGAAAAAAUGAAUGGAAGAUGAGAGGGAAACCACUCAGAGCUUCAAAUCAGUUGUACUAAAAAGUGGUAUUUGUUACCUAGUAGUCACGUUUUAAAAAGUGGUAUUUGUUACCUAGUAGUCACGUUGAGAUUACUUUGAGCUGGUUGCUUCUGACUUAAAGUGGGAGCCAGAAAUUAUUUUCAGUGUGAUAAUUUAGUCUUAAUUUGGUAUUUUCAAAUAUAUGUUUUACAGCCAAAAAGAAGGGUUGGCAAUUUGAUGUAUGAUAUAAUA